Fusarium oxysporum Fo47 is the source of this 3399-nucleotide messenger RNA. Its product is annotated as glycosyl hydrolase family 71-domain-containing protein. NCBI's taxonomy places the organism in Eukaryota, Fungi, Ascomycota, Sordariomycetes, Hypocreales, Nectriaceae. The record is from RefSeq and is a predicted model, not a curated record. Gene Ontology annotation, molecular function: glucan endo-1,3-alpha-glucosidase activity. The transcript has 8 exons. The coding region runs from base 1 to 3399 and encodes 1132 amino acids. Gene Ontology annotation, biological process: mating projection tip cell wall disassembly.
AUGUGGCUCAUUUCUUUACUCUUGGCGAUAUCUCUCGCCGCUCACGCCCAAGCCAGGGCAGUCUUUGCACACUUCAUGAUUGGCAAUACCGAACAGUACACCAAUGCUGACUUUGUCAAUGAUAUCACAAAAGCCCAAGAAGCUCAUAUCGAUGGCUUUGUUUUAAACAUUGCAUACGAUGACGCAACCAACGAUCGCUCUAUCCCCAUGGCUUUCGAUGCAGCCGGCAGCUUGGGCUUCAAACUUCUAUUCUCUUUCGACUAUGCCGGCAACGGAGACUGGCCCAUGGACGAGGUCAUUAGUCUCAUCAACAAGUACAGCUCGCAUUCUGCUCACUUCAAGCGCGGUUCUCAGCCAUUGGUGUCCACAUUUGAGGGCUUCAAUAGGGCUAAGGACUGGAGUACAAUCAAGGACAAGACCAACUGCUAUUUCAUGCCUAGCUGGUCUUCUGUUGGAGCCAAGAGAGCUGUCAGAACAGGCGAGACUGACGGUCUCUUCAGCUGGGCUGCUUGGCCCGAGGGUCCGAACACGAUUGACAUGGAGGUUGAUGCAUCCUACCUCAUUUUCUUAAACGGAUCAUCCUACAUGAUGCCAAUUUCUCCUUGGUUCUACACCAAUCUGCCCGGCUACAACAAGAACUGGCUCUGGCGCGGAGAUUCGCUGUGGCAUGACCGCUGGAAUCUGGCUUUUACUCUUGUCUCACAAGACCAGUGGCCAGGUCAACCAGAGUAUCUACAGAUCAUCUCGUGGAACGACUACGGAGAAUCUCAUUACGUCGGUCCUCUGAACGACAAAGCUUACGUCGCAUUUGACAUUGGCGAGGCUCCUUACAACUACGUCAAGGGAAUGCCUCAUGACGGCUGGAGAAAGCUGCUUCCCUACGCAAUCGACACUUUCAAGAACGGAAUCGCCACCAUCAACCAAGAGGUUCUUGUAGCUUGGUACCGACUCACUCCAGCAUCGGCAUGCGCAACUGGUGGAACCACGGGAAACACGGCGGCUCAGCUGCAGCCUGAGAUGCCACCCGGAGAACUGUCGCAGGACAAGAUCUUUUUCUCGGCAUUGCUCACCUCUUUACUCACUCCACGAGUCACCAUUGACGGCCAGAGGCGCGUCGUGAACUGGGAUGACGCUCCUUACGGCUAUGUGGGUAUGUUCCACGGCAGCUUUGCAUAUGAAGGUCGCGUUGGCAAAGUUCUCAUCGAGCUCGUUGACGCUUCGGGUGCCGUUGUUGCUACACUCAAUGGUGCUGAUCUUACCAAAACCUGUGAAAAGGGCAUCACCAACUGGAACCCGUGGGUAGGAAGCACCACGACUACCAGAUCCGUUUCUGCAGCACCAGCAUUGUCUUUGUCGAAGCAGCAGUGUAUGAAGGGAACUGGGCGAGACGGUUUUGCAGAGCUCUGCGAAUUCACAUGCUCCUUUGGCUAUUGCCCUCCGGGCCCGUGUACCUGUACCAAGCUGGGCAAGGCUCUGGACACGCCGGAACCUAAGAACGUCGAUGGCUAUCCCCUAGCGGGAUCAGAUUGCACAUACAAGGGUCUUUGCUCGUAUGCUUGUAACUACGGCCACUGCCCAUCCAAGUAUUGCACAACUGCCGCGUCAGCUAAGGACAAGUGUGUCAUUCCACCCGAGGAAGCGGACCCUGAGGACUCGGACGAUGCCUGCACAGCGGGAACUGGAACAGGUAACUUUGAGGGACUCUGCGGUUUCUCUUGCGGACGCGGCUAUUGUCCCCAGCCCCAGUGCAAGUGCACAGGACGUGGCCCAGCCAUUACACCUCCACCUGCGACUUCUGCAGGAGGAUACCCAGCAAAUGGUCUUUUGGGCGAAUAUACUGGACUCUGCAACUUCGCUUGCGCCCGAGACUACUGCCCGUCCGGUGCUUGUUCAGAGGCCAACCCCUAUGGUGCUCUCUUCAAGGAGGGGCUUCGAACGUGCGAUUCUUCUGAUGAGAAGAGCGCCUGGAACUGCCCCAACCUCAACUGCUUCCAAGCCAGUAAAAUUGAGGACGGUGUCAAGAAACGUUGGGAUUCUGUCGGUGCCGGGGAGUUCUUCAACUACACCGCAGAAUGGUUCUAUUACCAGAACGAGGUGGCCAUCGGUGGCAACACGAUGUUCUACGGAACGCCUUUCCAGGAUCAGUACAUUCGCUCCAUUGCCUACUUCUACGGCGGUCGCGACGCGAACGGGGGAAACAGGGCAGCCGACAACUACGAUUGCGACAUCAUUGGAGCCAACGCAUGUACGAACCCCUUUAAGUGCGGCACGACGCAAUACCCUGGCAUGGAUCUGGUCUUUGCCUCGUUCUCCAACUUGCACAACUUCAUUACCAACAUGUAUCUUUCAAUUGAUGGUAUUUCCGCCAGCGCGGCAGCGAACGCAGACUCGAUUGCUUCCACUUUCGGCGAUUCCAAGCUGGACGAGGGUCUGAAGUUCCUGCAGGAGUUUUCGGAGUACUUCGGUCUUAGCAUGCAGUUUGCGGGCGGUUCGUUCUGGAGCAAGAUGAUCACAGAUCCUGAUGUGUUCAAGGCAUUUGGAGAUGUCGUUUCAAGGGUUGAACAACUAUCCGGCACCGUCGAGACCUUCACAUCCCUCUACAGCACUAUAUCUGAGGCACAGACUGAAGAGGCUAUGAAUGCGAUGGAGAUUGCCAAAGAAGUCAGCAAAGCAAGCGAUGAAUUUUCCAAGCAGGCUCGCCAGACGCUUGACAAGUUCCUCAAGCAGAUCUUUGACGGAAGCUACCUAUCAACAAGACGCCUCUACCCCAUGAUUGCCGACGGAACUUGGCUCGACGCUCCCAAGGUUUCCAUCUUUGACUUCCACAAGUCCAUCGAACCCAUCAUGAACGCCAUGCUCAUCAACAAGGCCUGGACCACUGGCGCCAACGGCAAUGCCAUUGUCAUUCUCGCCAAGGAGGGUCAUGUGACAUACCCCCAGCCCCGACGUGGCAACGCUGCUCUCAUGAGCAACGACGAUGGUGAGGCCACGCAAUACUUCUAUACGAGUGAGACAGGCGAGGAAUGGACACUGUGGAUAGCCCAAGUCGACGUCUGUACGCAGAACCGCUGUGAUCGUAGAUUCAAGGCCCCCAAGGGUCUCGAUGAGAUCAGAGAGGAGAACGACUAUGGCGUUACUGUCAGAAACAUGAUUCUGUCGCCUUUCUUCAACUGGAGGAGGCAAGGUAACCAGAACUACCAUCCGACGAAGCUUGAUCCAUAUGCCAAGAAUGGCGACAAAUCGGCCACGUCGCAGGUUCCGUUCUCAGUUGGCCUCGACCAUCCUGGUGCUAUCCCCAUUCCGGUCUGCGAUAUCGAGACGGCCUGGCAGAACAUUGCCAAGUGGUGGAGGAACCCCAGCGAAGCUCCCUGCGAUUACUAUCCAUGCUGCAGUUACUAG